Clunio marinus is the source of this 225-nucleotide messenger RNA. Lineage: Eukaryota; Metazoa; Arthropoda; Insecta; Diptera; Chironomidae. The record is from the annotation of a GenBank genome assembly.
AUGGAAACUACAUUAGCAUUAAACAUGAAAAGCAUUGCAUGCAAUUCGUGUUCAGUUUUCGCUUCAAACAAGUCGAGUUUUCUUCCUUUAAGAUACUUUGGAAAGUUCAUCAUCUUUCAUGUUGAACUUGAAUCUGAAUCAGAGCAUUCAUUAAAUUUUCAUUUGAUUCAUUCUUCCAUCCUUCAUGGUAAAGCUUUGUCUCCUUCUGCCAAAUUUUGUGGUUAA